Molecule: messenger RNA, 966 nt
Organism: Morchella sextelata
Lineage: Eukaryota; Fungi; Ascomycota; Pezizomycetes; Pezizales; Morchellaceae
Exons: 2
Coding region: 1-966 (321 amino acids)
Cellular component (GO): mitochondrion
Molecular function (GO): hydrolase activity, acting on acid anhydrides, in phosphorus-containing anhydrides
Source: RefSeq, a predicted model, not a curated record
AUGUCCAUGUCUGCCCGUCUUCUCUUCACUCGCGGUCUCAUAAAACCUCACAUCUCCGUCCAGCUCCCCCGUCACACAACCACCACCAGCAGAAUGUCCACCGCAGCAAAGACUCCCGCCGUCCCGCGUCUCAGCGCCAGCCUCCUCCUCCUCAACCCGCGCAACGAGAUCCUCCUCAUCCACCGCCCCACGCACUCCAGCACCUUCCCCAACGCGCACGUCUUCCCCGGCGGCGCCACCUCGCCCGACGACUCUGCCUCCGCCGACCCGCUCAAGCACUGCGCCAUCCGCGAGACCUUCGAAGAGACCGGCCUCCUGCUCACGCACCCGCCGCCGCCGCCGUCGCUCAUCCCCGGCAUCCCCGCCGCGCGGUCCCAGAUCCACUCGGGCGCCCUCUCGUUCGCCGCGUACCUCAAGGCCAACAACCUUACGCCAGCGGUCGACGACCUCAUCCCGUUCACGAAAUGGAUCACCCCCGAGUCGAUGCCGCGGCGGUUUGAGACACACAUGUUCCUGUACCUCCUCCCCGCGGACCACGCCUCCACGGCGGCCGCGCAGCGCCCCACCAGCGACGGCGGCAUCGAAACCCUCUCCGCGCGGUUCAUCACCCCGCACUCUGCGCUCGCCGCCGCGGCCCGCAACGAGCUCGUCCUCUUCCCGCCGCAGUUCUACCUUCUCUCAUCACUGCUGCCAUAUCUCCCCGGCGGAGCAGAAGAAGAAGCGGGGCUAGAGGACCACGUCGCAAAGGUGCGGCGGCGGCGGCGGCGGCUGCUGCGGUUUGCGCGCGGCGACUUUGGGGCAAUGGUGAUGGAGCCGGCGCCGCUGCGGAGGCUGGGCGAUGGCAGGGUUGUGAUGGGGCUGGGGCCGCGCGGGGAUCAGGAGCGGGCGGUGGUGAUUCAGGUGGCGGAGAGGGGGGAGCCGAGGGGGUUGGAGAUGGUGGGGAGGGGGGAGGUGGCGAGGUUGUAG